ACGAUCAAAUCAAAUCUGACCAGAGAGAAUGACUUCAUGAAAGAAAGUGUAAAGACUCUCUCAGACCAAAUGAAGAAAUAUGAAAACUAUUCUGAUAUUAUGCUGAGUGUAAAGAAGGAAAUUUCUAAACUAGGCCUGCAGCUACUACAGAAGGAUGCAGCUAUGGAAGAUAUGCAAAAGAACACACCUGGAUCAAUGGCCAAAGUUGUAAAAAAACAUUCAAAUAAAGCAGAAAACAAAAUAAAAGUACCAGCUCGAACACCUCCUCACAAAGUGCCAAAAGACAAAACAAUUAAAAAAAAGAAGCCAGUUACAAAAGCAAAAUUAGUUACACUACCAAAAGUACCACAACCUACCAUCAAGACCAAGCCUGGUAUCCGUCAGCCAGGUAUUGUAAAAAGUGUUACCUAUUACAAAGCAGGAAGACUUGAAGAAAUGGGAAAUAGUGGCAAGAGUAAGUUUAAACAAAGUUCUUUAUAUUUUCACACUCCUUAUUUUGUUCUAGAAAUUGUGUAA
This is a messenger RNA of Rhincodon typus (whale shark), 516 nucleotides long. RefSeq names its product olfactomedin-like protein 2A. The transcript has 2 exons. The record is from RefSeq and is a predicted model, not a curated record. Lineage: Eukaryota; Metazoa; Chordata; Chondrichthyes; Orectolobiformes; Rhincodontidae. The annotation marks the transcript as partial.